AGGGGGACUGAAGGCUCGGAGACAGUGGACGAAACUGACUCACGCAGCCCGUUUUUUCCCCUCCCAGACUCCGAACCAGACCUGCAGCACGACGAGGACCAUGCAGAACUUUCCUCUGGCUUCAUCCUGAAUAUUUCUUUCAUUUUGGGGCUAUAAAGUGUCUCAUUGAGCAUGAUGGUGGCGGUGAGUUGAGACAUCCCGAGUGUCUUCGGGGACGGGACCAGGUGUUCUCCCACAUUUUUGGUACCUCCUGAAAAAAAACAAAACAAAAAAAAAAACAACAACAACCUGCAGACAACUUCAGAUGAUUUCCUGUUUUCCGCCCUCGUUUUUACCCGACCCGGCUCCUUCUUCCUUCCAGUCGUUUCCCACUUGAUUAGAAACAUUUCUAUCUGGGAAGGGGACAAGAAGAAGGCAUCAAAACAAUUCAGUCCACAAGGAUGCGACUUCAGCCCGGAGUCUGGUAGUCGGUCCACACAGCUGCUGCCAACAUGUUCAGGCGAGGUUAUGGCGGGGUGGAGUUACUGUUGGUGCUGUGGGGCCUGGAUCUCUCCCUGCCCUGCCCCCGCCACUGCAUCUGCUACACUUCGCCCAGCACRGUUUCCUGUCAGGCCCACAACUUCCACGCCGUGCCCGAGGGCAUCCCGGCUCAGAGCGAGCGUGUCUUCUUGCAGAACAACAAGAUCCAGCGGCUACUCCGCGGCCACUUCUCGCCCACCACCACCAUGCUGUGGCUGUACUCCAACAACAUUUCCUACAUACAGCCGUCCACCUUCCACGGCUUCGACCGGCUGGAGGAGCUGGACCUGGGGGACAACAAGCACCUAAAGGCCAUCGCUUCCGACACCUUCGUGGGUUUGGGUCGGCUCCAUGCCCUGCACRUGUACCACUGUGGCCUGAUCAGCCUGCCCCCAGGGAUCUUUGCUCGCCUGCAUAACCUGCAGUAUCUUUACCUGCAGGACAACCAGUUAGAAUUCUUGGAAGAUGAUCUGUUCAUUGAUCUUCUGAACCUCAGUCAUCUCUUCCUGCAUGGGAAUCGACUGUGGAGUCUUCGCCAGAACACUUUCCGAGGCCUGGGGGUCUUGGACCGGCUCCUUCUCCAUCAGAACAAAAUCCAGUGGGUUGAUCGCCAGGCCUUCCAUGACCUGCGGCGUCUCACCACCCUUUACCUGUUCAACAACUCCCUCACAGAGCUGUCUGGCGCCACCAUGACCCUGCUGCCGGCCCUGGAGUACCUGCGUCUGAAUGACAACCCCUGGGAGUGCGACUGCAAGGCUCUGUCGCUCUGGGACUGGCUGCGACGGUUCCGAGGCUCCACUUCGGAUCUGAUGUGCGUUUCUCCGCCYGAGCUGGCUGGGAGGGACAUGAAAACGUUAAAGAAAGAGGAGCUGCCCAGCUGCUUGUCGAGCGAGGGCCACGGAGGUGGGGAGCUGGAGCACGGCGAGUCUUUAAACCACCUGAAUCGACACCGAAGUCAUCACAACCACCACCAGAGGCCGUACCUUCCCCACGGGGACCAGUACAGCCUGCCCUCGCCCGCACCCCUGCCACGGCCGCCCAAGGGGAGCCGCAAAAACUGCACUCGCCGGGGUCGCAAGGCGAAGGGGGGGAUCAACGAGGUGCAGGUGCUUCUGGAGGGGGGUGAGAAAGACUAUUCUCCAGACGGAGGGAAAUAUGACAUGAAUGGAAACUCGAGAAGGAGAAACAAGUGCAUCCCCAGAACUUCUGUUGGUCCACCCAUUGGGGUUCAGAGAGCCAACAACAAAGCAGGGUCACGCUCAGCAGGUUUUACUUCCUGUUUCUCGUCGGCUUUGCUUCUCUUAUGUUUUGCGAUCCUUCGCUGACACAGACGUUGUACGUUCUUUUAUGUUUGUGGUGCAACUUUACGACUCGUUCUCCUGAAACACCGURGCCCGGCAUUUUAAGGAGACAUAAGCACGCGUGAACGUGACUGUGUACUCUAAACACUGAGUGUUUUUGUACCGCUGAAGGAAUCCAUGAAACCCACUGUUUCCAUGAUGUCAGUGAGGGAAACAACAGGGAAACUCUUCGUCUCUUUCACAUCAGUCACCGAAUUUAUGUCCGUGCAAAAAAAACAUGAAGCCAAUAAUUCAUUGAAAUAAUAGCGACCGCACAAAAAAKACAAGCAUCCCAACAGUGAAUCCUCUUCACUCUGUAGUUCUUCCAGCACAGCCUUGAUCUGUCACUCACACUGAGGCAGUCCUUUCUAUCUGUCUCUGCUCACUCAAUAGCACCUUAAGAUCAAGAAACAAAGUCCUGCAGACACAAGAGGCAGUGAAAUGUAUCAUUGUGAAGGGUUUUAGCCGUAAUGGCUGUAAUCACUAUCAGUCUGCUGAUAAAUUGGCUCUUCUCUCGCYUCUCGUGGCAGCUUUAACUCACAUCUGUAUCCUCUGCGUCCAGCAACUGCCACUGAAAAUGUGACACGACAACAUAACUGCCAAUCCUUCACGCCGAUCCUGUUGAAAAGCUGUCAUUUGUCCUCAACUUUGCAUCCCAACUUAGAAGCCAUUUAGAGCCAUCCGGUUGUGCUGAAAGCCAACUGGUUCCAUUCAGCGUAAACGAGUGUGUGAAGGUUUCUGUACGUAAUCUGUUUGUGUGACUGUGGGUGUCUCAACUGAAGAAAAAAAUAUAUACACAAAAGCCAUGAGGGUAGAAUGAAGCUAUACAGAAAGAGUGCCUAAUGGGAGCCCUUCUCCAAUAAGAACAAACUCUAGAGGCAACAAACUACUUAUUUCCUGACUUUGCAGGGAAAUGGAGGCCUCGUAUACCAGCAGGCCAAGGAACAGCCUGGCCUCCUGACUCAUCAAAACCAAUAUGCACUUUUCUCAGUAAUGCUGUGGAAGCUAUACACCCAGACUGAUCACUCAAUCCAAAUGAAAUCACAGGAACAUCUCAUGAACUUAGAAAUGUGYAGAAUCCCCUGCAAAGGUCUUGAAUGGAUCCAGCAGAGGAAAGCAGAACUGUAAAACUUCUAAACGUCUGUCAUCARCCCUGAUGGAUUUUGUUUGCUCCAAGACAGAUGGACUUGAUGAUUUGCAAGCCUGAUUGCAGAGUUGGAUUUUUACUGCUGCUAAAGUCUGAAGAGAGGAAAAAUCCCACCCAUCUCCUCGGGUGGGCUCGGGACUCUUUAAAAAUUCACAAGGACAAAGGCAAAAGAGAGGACACAGUGCUCUUUUUAGCCUGGAGGACUUUAAGCAUGCUCAUCCCCUGACAAAUCCUGAUCAACCACCUUCACAACUCACCACAAACCUCUAACCCCAUUUAGUCCAGGGUCUUCUAAUCCCAGAGCUGAGGAGCAGAGAUCUCGGCUUUGCCUUUCGACGUCACCAUUUUUUUUCAGUGAAACUUGCCCAAAGUCUUAAGUGCUCASUUCCAAUAGGUGAUUCCUGUACAGAUGCAAACGGGUUUUCUGAAUACUUUAAAGCAGCAGUUCAGAUGAUUAGAAGUGGGGAAAAUGUACAAAGUAAUAUCUUACCUGUUGUAGAUAGCUCUUUGAAUGACUUCAGUGUUUUAAAAGCAGAACUCAUUGCAGUCAUGAAGACAAAAAUACAAUUAACAAGAAAGAAACAAAACCUCUCAAAUGCGUGUAUAAAUUAUAAAUUUACAAGUAAAAUUUAUGAAUGACUGACAAAUACUGUAUUUAUUGGCCUAUGGAAACAGCUGAAGUGACUGACUGAAAAUACGUCAACAAGCCAUUGAGGAUUGUGAAGUCCAACAUUUGUAAUGUAUUGGUACAUAUUAAGUGUCAGAAUUAAAAGGGAUUUGGUUGUAUUAUUUCAAAGUUGCAAAUUAACAUAUCUGGAAACUACUAGACUAAACUCGAACUUUACCAUUUGUGUCYUUCAGGAUUACAAUUUUUAGGUCUGAUUUUAGAGUUUGAAAGUGGAUAACUACUGUAUUUAUUCAUGUAUAAUAAUAUAUAGUGGAUAAUACGACCCCACCUUUUUUGAGCUUAAAAAGCAUAAAAAACUGAAUCCUCAAACUAC
Austrofundulus limnaeus is the source of this 4007-nucleotide messenger RNA. RefSeq names its product reticulon 4 receptor-like 1a (gene rtn4rl1a). The transcript has 3 exons. Gene Ontology annotation, molecular function: protein binding. Lineage: Eukaryota; Metazoa; Chordata; Actinopteri; Cyprinodontiformes; Rivulidae. The coding region runs from base 492 to 1844 and encodes 450 amino acids. Gene Ontology annotation, cellular component: plasma membrane. The record is from RefSeq and is a predicted model, not a curated record.